AUGGCGAAAAAGCCGAAGCAUCAAGCUGAUGAAAAUUCAUCUAGAAACCUCAAAGGCACACUUGUAGAAAACAGAAGUAUGCCGAGGUUCCAAGAAACAGAAACAUUUGAACUAGCUCUUUUUCAUAUAUUUGUGGCUGCAUCUUCGAAAUAUAUUCUUUCUAUGUUUCCGUAUCCUUCGGGUUCUUUACAUAUGGGCCAUAUGCGAGUAUAUACUAUCUCUGAUGUUACUGCAAGAUAUUUUCGUUUGAACGGAUUUAAUACCAUACAUCCUAUAGGAUGGGAUGCAUUUGGAUUACCGGCUGAAAACGCUGCUCGAGAAAGAGGAGUAGAUCCAAGAAAGUGGACCAUCUCUAACAUUGAGUCCAUGAAAAGUCAGCUGCUACAAACAGGGAUUAUCUUUGACUGGGACAGGGAAUUAUCCACUUGCGAACCGUCUUAUUAUCGUUGGACACAGUGGAUAUUUUUACGACUGCACGAGAGAGGCCUUUUGAGGCGAAACCUCGCAGAGGUAAAUUGGGAUCCCGUAGAUAACACUGUUCUUGCUGCUGAACAGAUUGAUUCAGAAGGUAGAAGUUGGCGCAGUGGAGCGGUAGUUGAAAAACGGAAGUUGCGACAGUGGAUGGUGGAGACACCUCGUUAUGCAAAGCGACUAAGCGAUGGAUUACAACGCCUGAGCGAGUGGCAUGAGGUUGCUGAUAUACAGUCUAACUGGAUCGGCAAAUGUGAUGCUUAUCGGUUCUUAUUUCCACUUAGGGACGAUCAUCAUCAGUCCAUGGAAGAACUGUUGGAUCUACGAGUAGCGGACCCUAUUUCAGUUGCACAAGCUAAGUUCAUUGUCCUCCGCCAUCGUCAUCCGUUGUCUGAUCACAAACGAAGCAACGCAGAUUCACCAUAUUGUAUUGGCGUAUGUGCUCUUAAUGGUAUUUCUGGAGUUUGGAUGCCUAUUGUUGUUGUUCCUGAGGAUUACGAUGGUCCAGAGAUGAAUUUAGAUGCAAGAUGUGGCGAUAUGGUUGCCGAUUCUACUCUUCUGGAGCAAUUUAAAAUCGUGCAGGAUAAGAAGGGGUCGAUGCCAAUGAGUCUCAAUGAUGUGCAAGAAAUUGCUGCGUUUGGUGGAUAUGGUGGAUACAUGACCUCUAGGACACUGCAAGACUGGGUUGUCAGUAGACAACGUGCAUGGGGAACACCGAUCCCGAUGAUUUUGAGCGCAGAUGGCAAGACGGCUGUGCCCCUUGCGGAAGAUCAACUGCCUCUUCUUCAAGGACAGAUGGCUGGAAAAGAAGUUGCCUGUGAUAGGCUGGACGGUGCGAAAGGAUUCUAUGACCCAGACACGUUGGACACAUUUUUUGAUUCUGCAUGGUAUUACCUGCGUUAUCUUGAUCCAACCAAUGAAAAAGCACCACUAUCUCCUGAAGCUGCUACCAGAAUGCCGGUCGACAUUUAUGUGGGCGGAAUUGAACAUGCCGCUGUACACAUGUUCUUCGCGCGAUUCAUCUCGUACUUCUUGACAGAUAUCGGAUUAACGCAGGAACCUGAACCGUUUAAAAACCUUAUACCUCAAGGAAUUGUUCGUGGAAAAACUUACACAGAUUCUAGUGGAAAAUAUGUGCCGAGCGAUGAUGUCAUUAUAAAAGAGAAUAAUUGGUUUGAUAAGGAUGGUCGCCAGCUGAACAUGGUUUUUGAGAAGAUGAGCAAAUCCAAAAGGAAUGGUGUUGACCCGCUUGAUGUUCUGAAAAAACACGGAGUUGAUAUGACUCGCCUUCAGCUUCUCGAUUCUGCAGCCCCACGACAAGCGAUUAAUUGGGAAGAAUCAGACCACAAAGGGCUGAGAAAAUGGUUGGAUCGUGUAGCUUGGAUUGUUUCCGCCUAUGUAGAUGAAAGGAGAAAAGCAAUCGAUACUCGGCAGAAGUCUCGCAUCAACGUCACGCUUGAAAGAAUUUUGCGUGAAAAUUACAAUUUUUUCGUGCGAAAUGUUUCAAUGUGCCUGGAAGUGUUGAACUUACAUAACACUGCUUUGGCUCGUCUCCAAGGGUUCACGAACGCUCUUAGGAAAGUGGAUCCCUCAGUUUUUGGAAACAGUCCAGAAGCGGAGAGGUGUGUCUAUGCUUUGAUUACGAUGAUGCAGGUCUAUACACCAUAUUCGGCUGCUGAAAUGUGGGCGGCCCUUCUUUCUGUCCCACCAAUAAGGGCGUCUCUGAUAUCAUCUUGUCCUCUUGAUGAAGUGCCGUGGCCCCAAGUCGAUUCUGACUGUGACAUUGACUUUAUUCUUGUCGUAAAUGGCGUUGGCUGCGGACGUGUUGCUGUUCCCAGACAAGAAGUCGAACACCUUCCUUUUGAAAAGUUAAUACAACGCGCUAAAACACAGGAGCAUCGAGAUGUCCUGGAGAAACUGAAAGAGAGGGACCUUAAGAUCCAGUCCAUAACGAGCACUAGUCGAGAAGGGUUUCAUAUUACAUUAAACGUGAUCUUGGAAGGAAAUGUCGAUCCUAAGGAUAUUUCCCAAAUCCUUAAUGAUCUCGCCCCAAAGUGGAGAGCGUUAAGCGCGAAAAAGAAACGAGCUCAAGCAUAG
Molecule: messenger RNA, 2568 nt
Organism: Necator americanus (New World hookworm)
Lineage: Eukaryota; Metazoa; Nematoda; Chromadorea; Rhabditida; Ancylostomatidae
Exons: 24
Coding region: 1-2568 (855 amino acids)
Biological process (GO): mitochondrial translation; leucyl-tRNA aminoacylation
Cellular component (GO): mitochondrion
Molecular function (GO): leucine-tRNA ligase activity; ATP binding
Source: RefSeq, a predicted model, not a curated record